Molossus molossus (Pallas's mastiff bat) is the source of this 949-nucleotide messenger RNA. RefSeq names its product copper metabolism domain containing 1 (gene COMMD1). The transcript has 6 exons. Gene Ontology annotation, biological process: copper ion homeostasis; regulation of proteasomal ubiquitin-dependent protein catabolic process; positive regulation of protein ubiquitination. The record is from RefSeq and is a predicted model, not a curated record. Gene Ontology annotation, cellular component: endosome. The coding region runs from base 469 to 840 and encodes 123 amino acids. NCBI's taxonomy places the organism in Eukaryota, Metazoa, Chordata, Mammalia, Chiroptera, Molossidae.
GAGGUGCCACCCGAGGAGUUCCGGCCCUUUCUGGCGAAGAUGACGGGGAUUCUUAAGAGUCUCAGCAAUCUUGGAAUUCAAACUGCAGGCUAGAAGAAAAGCAGUGAAGAAAAUACUAAAUAAAAAUGCAGGAAUCUAAGCAAAGGAAAAUGUACUGAGGAUAAAAAUGGAGUAGUACUUCAAUUCUCAUUUGGUGGCCGGCCAUAACUUUCAGUCAUCUAUAGAAAAUUAAGUUCUGUGAAGAAAGUGAAAAUGAAGAGGGACAACAGUGGUAGGAGGAAAAGAAUGAAAGUUUUUUACACAGAGAGAGCAAGCAGUAAACAGAACAGGAGCUGGAUGUGUAUUUAAACUGUGGUGCUGGCUGUUCCUGACUUUUGACUUUCUGAAGAGGCCGACACUCCAACCGCUGAGCCAAACCGGCCAGGGCUGAGUUUUUUUCAUUUCUAAUGGUCUAUUGCAUCUGCAGACAUGGAUUUCAACCAGCUUGAAGCAUUCUUGACUGCUCAAACCAAAAAGCAAGGAGGGAUCACAUCUGAUCAAGCUGCUGUCAUUUCUAAAUUCUGGAAGAGUCAUAAGGCAAAGAUUCGAGAGAGCCUGAUGAACCAGAGUCGCUGGGACAGUGGGCUUCGGGGCCUGAGCUGGAGAGUUGAUGGCAAAUCACAGUCAAGGCACUCAGCUCAGAUACACACCCCUGUUGCCAUAAUGGAGCUGGAAAUAGGGAAAAGUGGACAGGAAUCUGAAUUUCUGUGCUUGGAAUUUGAUGAGGCCAAGGUCAACCAAGUUCUGAAGAUGCUCUCAGAGGUAGAAGAAAGUAUCAGCACACUGAUGCAGCCAGCCUAGUGAAGGUGAAGUUGUUGAAGCAAAGGUGUUUAUGAUCCCUCCCCACUGACCUGUUUUUUUUUUUUUUAAAUAUUAUUCACCCAUUAGUAUUAAAUCCUCAAAUUCAAAU